GCGCACCGGUAGAGGUUGCGCGCGGAGGAGGAUGAAGCUGUUCGGCUCGGCUUGGUGUUUUGAUCAGGUUUUAUUGUUCCGUUUAUCCCGGGGUUCCCAUAAGCUUUCAAACAAUUGGGUGAAUCGAACCAGCUCCAUUUGCACGCUCUGAGAUUGACUUAUGGGGACCGUUAGCCAUGGAUACAAAAGAUCAGCCAAACACGACUCAAGAGGAAGCAUCUCUACUCGAAGCCACAUCCUUCAACUGCUGCUUUCCAAUGAAUGAUGAGAACCUCUUGAACCUGGACGACAGCACGAAGCUGGUCGGAGUUCAGGUCAUUCUCAUCCUGGCCUACAGCACCAUCAUCUUGUUCGGAGUCACCGGAAACUCCUUGGUGAUUUAUGUCGUGUACAAGUUCAAAAACCUGCGGACCGUUACAAACUUCUUCAUCGUGAACUUGGCGGUGGCCGACUUGCUGGUCAACACGCUCUGCUUACCCUUCACCCUCGUCUACACGCUCUACGACGAGUGGAUGUUCGGCCAGGUUCUGUGCUUCACGCUGCCCUUCGCCCAGGGCAUGACGGUGCACGUCUCCACCAUGACGCUGAACAUCAUCGCUCUGGAUCGCCACAGGAGCAUCGUCCAGCACAUGGAGACCAAGAUGUCCAAGGACUUGUGCGCAGCAGUCAUCGUCUUCUCGUGGGCCAUCAGCGCCUUGCUGGCCAGUCCGCUGGCCAUUUUCAGGGAGUACGGUUCUUACAGCUUCUCCCCGGAUGAAUCCAUCCAGGUGUGCACAGAAAAGUGGCCGGAAAGCAGCAUGAACGGACGCAUCUACAGCAUGUCGAUGCUUCUGGUUCAAGUCGGCGUGCCUUUGGUUAUUAAUUCUGUUGCGUACAUUCGCAUUUGGAACACGCUGAAGAAACACAUGACGUGCGGUCGGAACGACCAUCAGCGGAGAAAGAAGACCACCAAGAUGAUGCUGACCAUGGUGGUGGUCUUUGCCGUGAGCUGGUUGCCUUUCCACGCCUUUCAGCUGGCGAUCGACAUCGACAGCGCUGUGCUGCACAUGAAGGACUUCAAGCUGCUCUUCACCGUGUUCCACAUCAUAGCCAUGUGCUCGACUUGUGUGAAUCCCAUCCUGUACGGGUGGAUGAACAACAACUACAGGACGGCCUUUUUAUCGGUGGCCAAAUGUUACCGGCCCUUAGGGGUGAGAUACAGGUGCUCGAAAGAUGGAGAGAAAGAGAAGGAUGAAGACAGGGUUUGUUCGGACUUCAAAUCAACAAAUGUUUAACUUGAAAAUCAAACAAGACUGUCUGAAAAUCACUUUUUUGGUGUGGAGUUUCUGCCUUUUCAAAAUAAAAAAUGAGAUGUUCCUUCAAACAAUAUUGUAAAACUCCUUUAAAAACUAAGCUUUUAGUUCUAUUACAAUAA
This is a messenger RNA of Austrofundulus limnaeus, 1414 nucleotides long. It is a transcript of the gene npy2r, whose product is annotated as neuropeptide Y receptor Y2. The coding region runs from base 177 to 1274 and encodes 365 amino acids. NCBI's taxonomy places the organism in Eukaryota, Metazoa, Chordata, Actinopteri, Cyprinodontiformes, Rivulidae. The transcript is spliced from 2 exons. Gene Ontology annotation, biological process: G protein-coupled receptor signaling pathway. Gene Ontology annotation, molecular function: neuropeptide Y receptor activity. The record is from RefSeq and is a predicted model, not a curated record. Gene Ontology annotation, cellular component: membrane.